AUUUUAUGGUGGCUGAGCUUUUUGGGAAUCAGCUAGGCCUGGCGAAGGGCAUACUCCAAUAGCACGGGAAAACGGUUGCAUCACGUUGGAGUAAUUGCAGGCAUUUGGCCAGCGCCUGCUUCAAAAUAUUUUGACGUAGUUAUGAAUGACCACCCAGCUAGCUGAGAUUCAUCAUCAACCGUAGAGCCUGAUAAAUAUAAACCGUGUUGCUUGAAAAUGGCCAGCGCAGAUCGUGGAGCUGUUCCAACACAGCGCUUGGAUUCUGGUGAUAGCACUGCUAAAGCUAACUCGCGUGGGGGGAGAGGACGCAAGCGAAAUCCGAAAGGGAGAAUGCCGGCUGGUGAUUCCACUGCAGAGAUUGGCCUGGGUGGCCAAAGUCAUUCAACUGGAGUGGAAGCUGCAUGUUCUGGUGGUGCUGGUAGUGGUGCGUCACGUGGUCCGGUUGGAGAUGGUCCGAGGAGAGGACAUGCUCGCGACCACCUGCCCAGUGGCAGAUCUCGCGGUGGACAGAACAAGCAGCAACGAGCAGCAGCACAACCGUACUCUGAGCAGCGUGAAGCAGAAAGAGAUUACGACCAGGCUGGCACAAGUCGAGGCCGAGGAGGAGGCCGGGGCCGUGGUGGGUCCGGCCACAGGGGCAAGCGUGGCGGCGGUGGUGGUGGCGGCCGGGGCGGCGGACACCAUGAUCGUGGGCAAUAUCGUCAGCGAAAUGACCAACAAGAAGAUCAGGGAGCACUCGAGUCGGCUGCUGACGACCGUGUACUGAAUGCCGAUGCGGCUGUGUUCGUGCCUAAUGGUAAGAACUCUUCCAGGCCAUCAGCAGCAGCAGCAAGCACACAAUUUCCAACGAAUGAGCAGGACAGCCGAGAGCAUUAUACACCGGCCGGUGAUGCAACGCCACGGCAUUCAUCAAACGGGGACAGACAUCAAGGAAGAGGUGGCUAUGAAAGAGGUUCGCGUCCCCGGCCGUACAGAGGCAAUGAUAACGGCAGCAGGAGAGGUGCUGCUCCUUCAGACAUUCAUCCACGGAACCACCAACAACAGCAUGACAGACCGCAGCAGCAGCAAGGGGGUCGAAGAAGACGUGAGCUGUCACCGUCAAGCGACCAAUCUUCCUCGUACCACACUAGUGGAGCACGGGACUACCGUGGACAGCAGGAGUCAUUCCAAGAACCACGCGCCAAUCCGGCUGCUGAGUCAUCUUCAUCAAGCUCGACCCAGCAGCAGCAUGCUAAAGCCAAGAAAACAGCAGUGAAAGUGCAGCCCACUGGCAGCGCCCGUGCAGAUGAAAUCAUUGAAGAACUAAUGUCAGACAACUGCGAGUGCAUAGUGUGCUGUGAUGCUGUCAAGCGUAAGGAUAGAGUGUGGAGCUGUACGCAGUGCUUCUGUGUCUUUCAUUUGCGCUGUGUUCAGCGCUGGGGACGAUCGGACGCAGCUCGUGUGGAGCAGCAGCAGCCCGAAAACGAUGGGACAUCCUCCAAGUCUACGUCCGGCUGGGCAUGCCCCAGCUGCCGUGCAGUUCACGAAUUUAUACCAACAAACUACUGGUGUUUCUGUGGGCGUGUGGAUUUGAAUGAGAAGCAACGACGCUAUACAGACUACAGCAUAACGCCUCACAGUUGUGGUGAUAUCUGUGGCAAACGGCGAGCUCAGGAGCACUGCACGCAUCGCUGUAAUCAGCUCUGCCACCCGGGCCCGUGUCCCCCUUGCCCUGCCAUGACGCGCUUGACCUGCGGCUGCGGCCGCACGACGCAGACGGUGCGCUGCAGCCAGGCAUCCAGCGCGCCGACGUGCAGCAGUGUGUGCGACCGUCCACUGGCAUGCGGCCGGCACGCGUGCCGAUUGCAGUGCCACGCCGGCCCGUGUGAUGAGUGCGACCAUCAGCUAGAACAGACGUGUUUCUGUGGCAGAAAGCAACGUCAGUACGCAUGCUCCGAUGCUCCCGUGAGUAGUGAGACCACCGGUGGUGGUAAUGGCAGUUUUUCCUGUGCUGAGCCGUGUCAUAAACCCCUGGCCUGUGGCAAUCACCUGUGUGAAUUGCCGUGCCACUCCGGUCCAUGUACGCUUUGUGAACUGAGUCCCGACAUUGUGAGAACAUGUCACUGUGGGCAGAAAACGCUUGCGGAGCUUGCCGGUGAGGGUGUGUCGGAAGCUCGGCGCGAGUCUUGCCUGGACUCCAUCCCGACCUGUGGACAAGUGUGCAACAAGGCCUUAGUGUGUGGGCCAGUGGACGAGGGCAAUCCCCACCGUUGUCACAUGCAGUGCCACGAUGGACCCUGUCGGCCCUGUCCCAGUAGAUCGGUCCGGAAGUGCCGCUGCGGAAAGUCCACGCAGAAGCUGCCGUGCAAGGAGGUGCUCGCGGGAAAGGAAGUGCUGUGCGACCGCAUGUGCAAUGCCAAACGUUCGUGCGGGCGUCAUCGUUGCAGCCAGCGCUGCUGUACUGACCAGAAUCAUACAUGCAUGUUACCGUGUGGCAAGCGCUUGCAGUGCGGUCAGCAUAAGUGCGAGGAACUUUGCCAUCGUGGACACUGUGAUCGCUGCUGGCAAACGAUAUUCGAUGAGCUGCGAUGUCACUGUGGUGCUCAGGUGCUCUACCCGCCGCAGCCGUGUGGCACGCGUCCGCCGUACUGUAAUCGCAUCUGUUCACGUGUGCAUGCGUGCAAUCACGAACCGCAGCACUUGUGUCACAAUGAGGAUCAGUGUCCAGUGUGCCCCGAGCUGGUCACCAAGCUGUGUAUGGGUGGCCAUGAGGAGCGCAACGCCGUACCGUGUCACCUGGACGAUGUGUCCUGCGGUAAGCACUGCCGGAGGCCCAUGGCGUGCGGCGAGCAUGUCUGCGAUCGCAUGUGCCAUCGCGGCGAGUGCCUGGCAUCGGAUGCCGUGUGCGCGCAGGCGUGCACACAGCCGCGGCCGGACUGUGGCCAUGCGUGCGCCAACCCCUGCCAUCCCGGCACGCCAUGCCCGGAGACUGCCUGCUACACCGAUGUGACACUGCGCUGUCCGUGCGGGCGCCGAUCUGUGCAAGUGUCCUGCGCCAAGGCGACGGGCAAGUCCUUUGUGCUGAACAGUUUGAGAACAAGCGACUUGGCACGGCAGCUCACAUCCGUGCAGACUGGCGGAUCAUCCAGCUUCAGCAGCAAGUUUGAGGUAACCUGUGAUACCAUCUGCCUGAACGAGCUGCGUAUCCGCCAGAUGGCUGAAGCGCUGCAAUUGAAUACAACACCAGCUAAAUCUGCUUUGUCCCAGUUCCUCAUUGACCGGAUUAAGAGUGAACCCAGCAUUGUGUUGUCUAUCGAUGCACAGAUCAACGAGCUAGUGUCAGCGGUGCUGAGAAUGCCUCCAGAUAGUCAUAAAACGCUCACACUGCCGAUCAUGAGCAACGAUCAUCGGCACAUAGCUCACGAAAUCGCCGAGAUGUACCUCUGCGAGAGCCAGAGUUUUGACUCGGAACCCAAGCGCAGUGUACGCGUCACUGCCUUCAGCCAUUCGUAUCGACCGUCUGUGCCUCUGACUGACCUCAUCAAGCAUUACCAAGCCCAGGUGAAGUCUACUGCUGCUGCUGCCAAGCAGCCUAGCACCCAGGCAGCCACUGCCUCGGGCAUGACAAAGCUUACCCCGAUGCGCAAUGAGAAAAUUCCGGACUAUUUCUCCGACCCGUGAUCUAACAUUCUGCGUACCUGACAGCAAAACAUUGAAAUCUGACUGAUGCCAUUUUAUUGCAUGGCCAUUGUUUCUCCUACCCUUUAGGCAACCGUGCUGCGUGUGAAAUCAUAUUUCGAAUAAUUCUCGGCAUACUCCGCCCUAUUUUCUUUUUACCAAUGCUUCUUUACACCAUUUAGAGUUGAUGUUCGCCCUUUUAGCAGUCUUCUGGUGGUUUCUAUCUUAAACAGGAUGGCGGCUGUGUUGUGUUUUCGCUUAGAAUUGUUUUCUUGUGUCAUCAGCAGACUGUGCUGCUAUAUAUUUUUAAACCUUCUAUACCCAGCUGCAUGAGUAUUGCAGUAUUUUUUAGACAGCUCAGAUCAGUGUGUGUGUGUGUUUGUGUGCGGAUUGGGUAGUUAGUUUCCUGGUGCACGUCUUGAUCUGCACCUUUCAGAUCAUGUCUGCAAACAUUGUUGUAAGAGAAAAUCAGUGGGUGUGCAUCUCAACCCUUCACUUGCA
This is a messenger RNA of Sycon ciliatum, 4158 nucleotides long. RefSeq names its product transcriptional repressor NF-X1-like. The record is from RefSeq and is a predicted model, not a curated record. Gene Ontology annotation, cellular component: nucleus. NCBI's taxonomy places the organism in Eukaryota, Metazoa, Porifera, Calcarea, Leucosolenida, Sycettidae. The coding region runs from base 217 to 3660 and encodes 1147 amino acids. The transcript has a single exon. Gene Ontology annotation, biological process: negative regulation of transcription by RNA polymerase II. Gene Ontology annotation, molecular function: DNA-binding transcription factor activity, RNA polymerase II-specific; RNA polymerase II transcription regulatory region sequence-specific DNA binding; zinc ion binding.